CCAACACAGGCUGUGAUCGACAGAUAUUGUGCCCAAUCACGCACAUUCAUCAACCAUCCUUACAACAAGCACCGAUUUACAUUUCAACCAUUCAGAUUCAUUCACAAUUAACCCAUUCCUUUUCAUUCCAUUAGUCUACAACACUAGCAUUCUUAUCAGAAUCACCAAAAAAAUGACACGAACCCUUGAAAAGGAAAAAAUCAAAGGUGCACCUGAAAGUGUCUACUAUCUACCCGAUUUUAUUACACCUGAGGAAGAGCAGAUACUGCUGGACAAGGUUCUCUCUGCUCCAAAACCCAAAUGGGUUUAUCUCAAAAGCAGACGGCUACAGAACUGGGGUGGCAUAGUAAAUGAAAAAGGAAUGAUCGCAGAAACUCUGCCAUCUUGGCUCUCGGACAUCUUCCCUCGCUUCCAGGAAACUGGGGUCUUUGAUGGUCUGGACGCCACUCAUCGCGUCCCCAACCAUUGUCUGGUGAAUGAGUACCUUGCAGGACAGGGGAUUAUGCCUCAUAAAGACGGUCCUGCGUACCUACCUACUGUCGCGACUAUCUCAUUGUCAUCUCAUUGUGUGCUAGAGUUCUUCAAAGUCCCAGAGGUUGAUAAGGAAACAGAGGAUGAGCACAAACAGACUCAAGAACCCGAGUUUUCUCUUCUGAUUCAGCCGCGGUCUUUAUUAGUGUUAAAGGAAGAUGUAUACAACAAAUAUAUGCAUGGGAUCCAAGAGAUCACGACCGAUGAUCUCAGUGGAGGCAAUAUUGUGAACUUGGCAGAGGCUUUUCCUGAAGGUUUGAGUCAUGACAGAAUGGAGUUGGAACGGCGCACCAGAAUAUCACUCACAUUCAGGAUUGUCCAAAAGACUCUGAGAGCCAACAAGAUUUUGAUGCGCCGUUAA
Molecule: messenger RNA, 892 nt
Organism: Lobosporangium transversale
Lineage: Eukaryota; Fungi; Mortierellomycota; Mortierellomycetes; Mortierellales; Mortierellaceae
Exons: 5
Coding region: 173-892 (239 amino acids)
Source: RefSeq, a predicted model, not a curated record